Molecule: messenger RNA, 1389 nt
Organism: Nerophis lumbriciformis (worm pipefish)
Lineage: Eukaryota; Metazoa; Chordata; Actinopteri; Syngnathiformes; Syngnathidae
Source: RefSeq, a predicted model, not a curated record
AUGGCCCGGAUCCUGAAGCGUUGUGGGCGCAGGGUUACGUGGACGCACGAUGAGUAUCCCUCCGCCAUCCCAGCUGUGAAUACGGGCAUGGAAAAUGGCGAGAAAUCCCAUUUCGGGACGGCGAGCUCCACCGCGCAAGUGCCACUUGUCAUUUGGUCCAACCGCAGUUUGCCCGCUGCUGCGCCGUCUUCAGCGGGCCACAUCAUGUCCAGCGAGCAGUUGGCUUCUUACCUGGCCUCUGCCUUUGGCUCAGGCGCCCACACCGUGCUGUUAUUUUUGCAAGACAAGCUCAGCAAAGAAGACUUCACCGUCUUUGGAGGUGUGUUCGGAAAUGAGCGGGACAGCGUCUUCACAAACGUGCAGGCGCAGCUGCGGUCGUCAUCCUCGGUGACGUUCCCCGCUGUAGCGUGCUCGCCCUCCUCCACGCUGGGGCUGUUGGAAAAGCAGCUAGGCGCCUCGCCCGUGCCGGUGGACACCGACGCUUUGUCACAAAUUCGCGUAGAGUCGUCGGUCAGCAACUUACUCGUCGUCAAGCUGCCUUAUUGCGAGAGCUCGCCGAAGUCUUGCAAGGAAGUGCUACGUGACAAUGAUGCUAUCAUGGCCAGGGUAAUGAGUGCCAUGGAAGACAAAAACGUGCCUUACACAGCCAUGUACACGGGUGUCCGACCGUCACGAGUGAUUUCCGAGCCGGCGCACUGGACCGCUGCCGGCUCUCGUUCGCUACUCCAAGCCGUCGUCCCUGAAGUCAAACCGCCUAUCAUUUUCAACGGGAGCGGCGGCCCUUGCAUCAUGCUGUGGGCGCGGAAUCUCAGCGUCAGCUUGUCGCAGCCUGGCCAGUGGACGGACCUCGCCGCCGAAACGCCCUCGUUGGCGGGUUCGCAGUGCAGCGCUGACAGUGCCUUGCUUGUGCUCCAGUAUGCAUCAGGCAUUAGCCUCAGCUUCGCCAUGAGUCAGCGUUUUUAUCCUGUUUCGGCUCGAAACUGGUUCACGCUGGACUCAGUGCAGCUGCGGUCCAACGGCGCCACGGCGACGUUCGUCGGGAGCCGCGUUAUCUCGGCACCUGCCGAGUAUUCUUUCCACUGCCAGACCCUCAAAAGCUUCCAGGACGCUCUGCUCGUGCCCAAUUCCACAGAUCCAAGCGUUGCUAAUUGGGGGCUCAAUUUCAGUGAUUUCCAGAUUCAAGGCUUCGGCUUGGCAAAUGGAACAAAUUUCUCCUACGCCAGCGACUGCGCGGGCUUUUUCACACCGGGAAUUUGGAUGGGGUUGCUGACGUCGCUCCUCAUGCUAACCAUCUUGGUCUACGGGCUCCACAUGAUCAUGCAGCUGAACACCAUGGACCGAUUUGACGACCCUAAAGGGCCGUCUAUUUCUGUGCCUCAGUCGGAGUGA